AUGGCAAUCCUGCGCUUGACUCCCCUUGCUGCCGUCCUGGCACUAUCUGGCGUGGUACACUCUAUUCCCGUACCAGAGCCGCUCCUCUCCGAACUGGCCGACCCUUCCUAUGGUCCAAUUCCGGGCCAGUCCUCGUUGUACAGCACAUACAACGGCACAGCACCACCGUUCCCCGGCAACAUCACCGGUGCCAUCGUCAACACUACCUCCGGACCCCCUGGCGCUGACGACCUCCUCUUCCAGAACCUGCUGUCUGCGGAGUGGGUCAUCUUCUCCUUCUACCAACAAGGAGUCGAGCUAUUCAACAGCACUGCGUUCGUCGAAGCCGGCUUCCCCAACACCACCUACGAGCGUAUUCAGCAGAUCCGUGACAACGAAGCCGGUCACCUGCGUAUCUUUCAGGAUCAGAUCUCCACCAACUCGGUGAAGCCGGGGCCAUGUCAAUACGUGUUCCCCUUCGACGACCCAGUCAGCUACAUUGCGCUUCAGACCAUCAUUGAGGUCUCCAGCAUGGCUUUCCUCACCGGUCUCGAGCUGCAGGCCACGCUCACGUUGUCCAAGGCAGCUCUGGUCGCCAUCGCCGCGACGGAAUCGCGCCACAAUACCUGGUCGCUCAUCGACAACUUCAAAUCCAAUCCCUUCGCCGGCCCGGCAGACACCGUGUACCCCUACGCGAACCAGAUCCUCGAUUUUACCAAUGAGUGGAUCGUCAACGGCUCCUGCCCGGCCGAGAACCCAAUCUACCCGUCACCGCGCCAGAAUCUGCCCCAAAUAUCGCUCGCGGAGAACACAACGUCGAUUGCACCGGGUUCGACCGUCGUGUUCAACUUCUCCCAACCCGACAACCAGCCCCGGUUCACCUCGGGCAGGGACUACUACGCCGUCUUCUUCCACGGUGUCUACAACAUCUCGGUCCCUUUCAACACCACGGACUACUCGGCGGUAAUCCCAGCACAGAUCGACCCGGUGGGAGUCAUCAUUGCUGUCGUGGCCGACGAGGAAGGCGCGCCCACCAAAGAGAAUGUCCUGGCUGGGACGUUGAUUAUGCUUGAGAGUCCUGCCACGCUCGCCGCGUUAGAUAUCUGA
This is a messenger RNA of Fonsecaea erecta, 1086 nucleotides long. RefSeq lists its product as hypothetical. The transcript has a single exon. NCBI's taxonomy places the organism in Eukaryota, Fungi, Ascomycota, Eurotiomycetes, Chaetothyriales, Herpotrichiellaceae. Bases 1 to 1086 code for a protein of 361 amino acids. The record is from RefSeq and is a predicted model, not a curated record.